AAUAUCGUUCAAAGGAAAUCGUCCGGACGCGUUAUCGGCCUGCCAAUAAGUAAGCUAGGCAAAGCUACGAAAUGCGAGGCUAAGAAGUGGAGACGGGUCAACGAGGAUAAAAGGUCAGGUCCGCCAAUUUUAGGAAAAGGAAAAAUCAAUAAUCAGGCGGGCGCGCGGUGCUCAUUUGAAUUUGGCGGCGCUCGCCCAUAAAGCGGAACUGCUCGUCUGCUAAUUCAGGGGCCAAGCGCUCAACUGUUCGUACAAGUCGGCGUAAAAAAGGUCGAAAGUUCUGGCCGGCGGAGCUGGGAAAACCGCUUCCGAAGAGUCAGAAGCUCGAGAUUGCGCUUCGUCGGCGAGGAAAUGCGUGGCACGCUGGGCGGCGGUGGCGGCGGCGGCGGUGGCGGCGGCCUCGGGGCCACGGGCCGCAAGAAGGGCUCGACCUCCACGUCGCCAUCGGAGCUCACCGUUAUGAGCCACCAGGAGCGCACGGCCAACGCGGCGGCGCGUAGCAGCGGCGACGGCUAUUCGGUACUGGCGAGCGGCGCCCGCGGUAGUGGGGGACUUCCGUUUGCUCGCGGCGAGGUCAGACGAGACGGCUGGCUGCGCUCGGUGCUGCUCUUGAAAAGUACGAUGAAAAUGGCGUGGCAACCGCAAGAGGAAGGACUAAGACAAAUCCUGACGCUGCUCAAGGAAUCCCAGAGUUCGAAUACGGAGAUACAGCGCGCCGUGCACCAAAAAUUGGACGAGCUGAAUAAAUUUCCAGAUUUCAAUAAUUAUCUUAUCUUUGUUUUAACAAAAUUAACUUCCGAAGAUGAAACUACAAGAUCUUUGAGUGGCCUUAUAUUAAAGAACAACGUUAAAGCUCACUUCAACAAAUUUCAUCCCGAAGUUACAGAAUUUAUAAAGCAAGGAUGUCUCUCGGCGGUAAGAGAUCCCUCUCCGCUGAUUCGAGCUACCGUUGGCAUUGUGAUCACAACCAUUACAUCGAAAGGUGAUCUGGCAAGUUGGCCCGAGUUGCUUCCAGCACUUUGUCAAAUGUUGGAUUCCCAAGACCAGAAUGUUUGCGAAGGGGCGUUUAGCGCCCUUCAGAAAAUUUGUGAAGAUUCAUCGGAGCAGCUGGAAGCUGACAUAGUUAGUCAUCCAUUGAACGUUUUAAUUCCAAAAUUUUUGCAAUUCUUCAGACACAGUUCACCUAAAAUUAGAUCUCACGCUAUUGCUUGCGUUAAUCAGUUUAUCGUUCAUCGUGCGACAGCUCUCAUGAUGCAUAUAGAUUGUUUUCUUGAAAAUCUUUUCUAUUUAACAACAGACGAUAAUCCUGAAGUGAGAAAAAAUGUUUGCAGAGCAUUGGUAAUGUUAUUAGAAGUUCGAAUGGAUAUAUUACUUUGUCAUAUGCACAAUAUAAUUGAAUACAUGCUGAUGAGAACUCAAGAUUCAAACGACGGAGUUGCUUUAGAAGCUUGUGAAUUUUGGUUAUCGCUGGCUGAGCAAUCUCUUUGUAGAGAAGUUCUUGUGUCUCAUUUACCCAGAUUAGUUCCUGUUCUUGUAAAAGGCAUGAAAUACUCUCAAUUAGAUAUUGUUCUUCUGAAAGCCGAUGUUGAAGAGGAUGAAAUGAUUCCCGAUAGAGAAGAGGAUAUCAGACCUCGAUUCCACAAAUCUAAAACACAUCACUCCAAUUCAUCUAUGAUGAAGCACAUAGACGAAAAUGGUAGCUACGACGAUAAAGAUCUGGAUUCCGAGGAUGGAGGUGAUUACGAUUCUUCGCUUAGUGAUUGGAAUCUGAGAAAGUGCUCUGCAGCUGCACUGGAUAUGUUGGCUGGAGUAUUUAAGGAAGAUCUCUUACCAGUAUUGGUACCUAUUCUUAAAGAAACCCUUUUCCAUCAAGAAUGGGUUAUUAAAGAAUCAGGAAUUCUUGCAUUAGGAGCAAUUGCAGAAGGUUGCAUGUCGGGUAUGCUACCCCAUCUAUCAGAAAUUAUUCCAUACCUAAUCAAUUGCUUGAGCGACAAAAAGGCAUUGGUGCGAUCUAUCACAUGCUGGACGCUGAGUCGCUAUGCCCACUGGGUUUGCGCCCAGCCACACGAUACUUAUUUGAAACCUUUAAUGACUGAACUUCUGAAAAGAGUGCUGGAUGGUAAUAAACGUGUUCAGGAAGCAGCUUGCUCCGCAUUUGCAACACUCGAAGAAGAGGCAUGCACAGAAUUAGUUCCGUAUCUUGGCUUCAUCCUGGAGACACUUGUAUUCGCUUUUAGCAAAUAUCAGCAUAAAAACUUAUUGAUUCUGUAUGAUGCAAUUGGUACGCUAGCCGAUUCUGUUGGACGCCACCUGAAUAAACCAGAUUAUAUAAAUUUGCUUAUGCCGCCAUUAAUCAAUAAAUGGAAUGUUUUGAAAGACGAGGACAAAGAUUUGUUUCCGCUUUUAGAAUGUUUGUCCUCUGUGGCUUCGGCCCUUCAAUCUGGCUUUCUGCCAUAUUGCGAGCCAGUGUAUAGGAGAUGCGUAUCAUUGGUAGAGCAAACUCUAAAUCGGCAUUUGGCUUAUACACAGAAUCCAGACCACUUUGAGCCUCCGGAUAAAGACUUCAUGAUUGUAGCUCUGGAUCUGCUAAGUGGACUGGCCGAAGGUUUAAAUGGACACAUGGAGUGUCUUGUUGAGAAUAGUAAUGUUAUGCAAUUACUUUAUCAGUGCAUGCAGGAUCAUUUGCCGGAAGUUAGACAGAGUAGUUUUGCGCUUUUAGGCGAUUUAACAAAAGCUUGUUUCCAACACGUACUUCCCUGUAUACCGGACUUUAUGCCUAUCCUAAACCAAAAUUUAAAUCCAGAAUACAUUUCAGUAUGUAAUAAUGCAGCAUGGGCUAUUGGAGAAAUUUCUAUAAAACUUGGUCCUGAUACGAGCUCGUACAGUCUUUUGGUUUUGUCACAGCUCAUUGAGAUAAUUAAUAAACCAAAUACGCCAAAGACUCUUAUGGAGAACACCGCCAUAACGAUCGGUCGCCUAGGUUAUGUGUGUCCCCACGACGUCGCCCCCAUGUUACAGCAGUUUGUCCGACAGUGGUGCAUUUCGUUAAGAAAUAUUCGUGAUAACGAAGAGAAAGAUUCCGCGUUUCGAGGUAUGUGUCAAAUGAUAGCUGUUAAUCCGGGUGGAGUUGUUCAAGAUUUCAUAUUCUUCUGUGAUGCCGUUGCAUCAUGGGUAACACCUCGUGAUGAUCUUAAGGACAUGUUUCAAAAGAUAUUACAUGGAUUUAAAAAUCAAGUUGGACCAGAAAACUGGAGGCGAUUUUCAGACCAGUUUCCAGCGCAACUUAGAGAGCGACUUCAAAAUAUGUACGGCGUCUGAACAACCCCGCCUACAAAUGAAGGCCGCUUUAAAGAGCAGGCCGAACGGGGUUGGGCGGGGACUAAAAACGUGGGUGAUCAGGGUGGGUGGGUGAAACCACGGCCUCUUCUCAUCAACAUCAUCGUCGUUAUCGAGUCAUGGUCACCGUACCGGCGAACUCAUCGUCGGGCCCUCCUGGGGAUAAGAGCAAAAUCUGCCCGUGCGCCGUAGACUGCAGCGAUAAUUAGGCACUGACAGAGAGCAACGUGAGCAAGGGCUAAAAUAAAAGAAAUAAAAAUAUGCAAUUAACACUUCGAGAUAGUAGAGGAAUUAUAAAGAGCAGAGUGAGGAAGAAAAAACGACACAGGAACAAUUAGCAAAACAAAACAAAUA
Messenger RNA from Ceratosolen solmsi marchali, 3690 nucleotides. It is a transcript of the gene Tnpo, whose product is annotated as transportin 1. The coding region runs from base 352 to 3318 and encodes 988 amino acids. Lineage: Eukaryota; Metazoa; Arthropoda; Insecta; Hymenoptera; Agaonidae. The record is from RefSeq and is a predicted model, not a curated record. Gene Ontology annotation, molecular function: small GTPase binding. The transcript is spliced from 14 exons. Gene Ontology annotation, biological process: protein import into nucleus.